UAUAUUAUUUUAAACUUAUUUAGAUUCGUGUGACGAUAUGUUGGUGAAACUCGUUCUCGCCGCCGUAAUGGCAGUUGUAGUUCUGGGGCACACAGUUCCUGAGGAGGACAAAUGGAUUACUGCGAUCAUCACGACUGACUUUUGCGAAAGUGGCAAAUUCCAACAAGUGCAGGCUUCCAUGUCAACAUUCAAGCAAUGUAUUACAGACGUGUAUUCUGACGAGAAUUUCAGGGAUGAGGUUAGAGUGGCGAAAUACUUCGAAAACCAGGAAAAAAUUGUUAAGGCGUUCUGCGACAGAUCAGCACAGGUGAAGGCCUGCGUACGACCACUUGUUACAAGCAUGACGCCGUGUUUCACGGCUAGUGGGUUACGCACUACACAAAAAGAGUUUGAUAAAGUAAUCGACUUCUUCUGCCUUAACGAUGGAGCUAACACAAACUCGUUCAUAAAGGAAGGUGGUUCAGAGUGUCUGGAACAGAAGCGAGUAGAUUUCGCAUUCUGCAAAAAUAACAAGACACCCGAGAUCACUCGGCUCAUUGGUGUAUAUGGAAGUGGGCCGGCAAUUCCUGAAAAGGAGAGAUGCAAACUAGACAAACAAGAAAACGAAUGCGAGUUUACCGCAGUGAAAGCCUGCGGGAAACCCAAAGUCGAGAAACUUUUGCGAGAGCUGCUUAAUUCUAUCGAUUUGAACUGCGAAGAAUGUAAGUGGGGUUAUGAAUUUUAAGAAG
Molecule: messenger RNA, 728 nt
Organism: Cydia amplana
Lineage: Eukaryota; Metazoa; Arthropoda; Insecta; Lepidoptera; Tortricidae
Product: 27 kDa glycoprotein-like
Exons: 6
Coding region: 38-724 (228 amino acids)
Source: RefSeq, a predicted model, not a curated record